Molecule: messenger RNA, 4232 nt
Organism: Prorocentrum cordatum
Lineage: Eukaryota; Dinophyceae; Prorocentrales; Prorocentraceae
Source: the annotation of a GenBank genome assembly
AUGGCGGCGAUCGAGGUGGUUGACGUGCGGACUGACAUGCGGUUGCAGCGGUUCGACGGCACGGACGAGAAGUGGGGAGACUGGAGUCUCAGGUUCGAGGCCUACACCACGGCGGGCCAGAGGCAGAACCCGCUGCUGAACGACCAGUUUGACGAGCGCGCCAGGCAGGCAAUCGUGGCCGAGUACGUGGAUCAGAGCGGCGAAGCCGUUUCUGACAAUGUCAGGGUGAGCGUGCUGCUAGAGCACGCGCCAGAUCCAUAUCGUGAAGUGCUGCGACAGGCCCCCGAUGAGGUGAAGCUGACGUUUGGUGCAGCUCGCAGUCACAUCAGGGGCUACUACAAUCAGGGAAGGACUUUCACUCACGUCCCAGACGUGGGCGGGGUCGUCCCGAUGCAGGUGGAUGCAGUCCGUGCCCAGCUUCCCAAUGGCAAGGCUAGCGGCAAGGGCAAGACACACAAGUCGGACAAGUCAGGCGGGAAGUCGGGCAGAAACCAGAAGGGCAAGGACUCGAAGACCAAGUCGAAGGGUCGUGACGGCGGCAAGCACGGCAAGAACCAGACGGAGUACUGUGACGGCGAGUGCGGCUACUGCGGCAAGUGGGGCCACAAUCGGGCAAGCUGCAGGAAGGGGAAGGCCGACGACCCGAAGAAGGAGCCAGGUCACACGCGAGCGGUUCAAGGCGACGCAGUUUCGUCAUCAGGCCAGCAGCCAUCGGAUGGCACGGUGAAGGCGGCGUCGGGCCACUACGACGGCAAGCCCGACGGCUGGGUGUUCGCGGUCACGGCGCAGACGGACGGCAAGGCGGCGAAGGUUGGCGGCUCCAUCCUGAUCGACAGCGGCAGCGACGACCAUCUCUGCAGGCACAGAUUCGUCCCAGAGGCCCCCAUCAGCGCUGCGGCGGACGCGCCGAGGCUCUUCGACGUGCAGCAGCGCCCACCACCGACGGCAGGCCUGAGAGGGGUAGAGAUGACCAUGAAGGAGGGCAUCACGGCGACGGCGGACUUCCUGGUCGCCGACGUGAACGAUGAUCUGCUGAGCAUGGGGAAGCUGCUCAGGCAGAUCUUCAGGUUCAACCUCAGCCUGUGGGACGGGCUCUACAUGACGAAGGGCCAUCGCAGCGCGCAGCUCACGCUGGAGAGGAACAGCCUCUGGCUCCCGAUUGUCGCGGCGGGCCCCGCAGCUGAGGCUCACCACUGCCGCGGCGCGGCAGAGCGGCAGGAUGCGGCGACGGCUCCGUUGCUCAACGCGGACAGCUCGGUCGGCGCGAUGAGGACCAGGCUGAGGGAGUUGUGCAUGCCCAUCUACGGUACCAAGGCGGAGCUUUGGGACAGGCUCAUUGUGGCGGAGGCCGCGGCCAGGCGAUCGGAGGCUGAGAGGGCGCACAAGCAGGCAGUCAAGGAGCAGCUCGGGAUCCAGCACGACCCAGUCGAUGCUAGUGAGGUACCCGUACCGAAGGCUCCGAGUGCUGAAGAGGAGAGGCAGCAUCGCCUCACGCAUCUGCCAGCCGCGCCCUGGCGCGAGGAGUGCAUCCGCGGCAAGGCGCCCGAUGCCCCCCACACUCAGGUCACGCUCGAGGAUUCCGAGCGGAAGGCGCCGCUCAUCAGCUACGACUUUGGGUUCUGCAAGACGGCUGAUGAGGACGGGGACUUGACGAAGGUUGAGGACACCGACUCGACGAUGCUCGUGGCGUUCAGCUCGGCGAUCCUGGACGGGGUAGUCGCAGAGCUGACGGGCAAGGUCAUUCCAGAGCUGACGCCCAAGCACAGCAGCCAGUCCAACCCAGCGGAGGCGGCGGUGAAGAUCGCCGAGGGCCAGACGCGGGUCCUCAGGUUGGAUCUUGAGAAGCGCUACGGCACCGGCGGCGAUGCCAAUCUGGGCCUGGCGCAGUGGAGCCACGGGCUCUGGGUUGGCAGAUCCGACGAGUCCCAGGAGCAUCUGACGAUGACGCCGCAGGGGGUCGAGCAGACAGACCGACAAGGAUCUCCUGCUGUCGGCGACGGGCCUCCCCUGGGCGACGAGGACGGCGCCCGAGAGGUCGAGGCGACCACGGGCGGCCCCGCCCGCGGCGACAGAGCAGAGAGGCGCGGGCUGCCGCCUGAGGCGGAGGCCUCAGAGAGCAAGCGAGCGCGGGUUGCAGCGGUCCACGAGCUGGACGUCGGCAACAUAGACGACUCGCCCGACGCGCUCUGGGAGGAGAUCUCGGAUGAGGUCGAGGACCCGACCGAGGUCACGUUCGACGUGGACGCGCAGGACGAGCUGGACAAGAAGCUCACGCUUGAGCACCUGCAGAGCCUCCUGGACCACGGCGUCGGCGAGGACAUCCCCAAGUCGGAGGCAAGGGGAAUGAAGCACAUCACCACCCGCUGGGAGAAGCAGUGGAGGUGGAAGCCUGCGCGACAGGAGUGGCAGCGCACGGUGAGAUUCGUCUGCCGCGAGUUCCGCUGGCAGGAGUGGCGCGACGACCUGUUCACGCCAGGAUCGGCUCCGAUCUCCAACAGGCUCAUCGACUUCGCGGCCCUCAAGCGCGGCUUCGAGGUGAUGACGCUAGACGCGACGGACGCCGUCUACCAGGCGCCCGAGCAUGAGGACGUGGUGGUGGAUCCACCGCAGGAGUACCUGGACAGGCUGCAGGCAGAGGGCAAGAGCACGGACAUCUACUGGAAACUGAAGAGACAGCUGCCUGGCAGGCGCACGGCGGCGCCUGGCUGGGUGGAGCACAUGGCGGGCAUCCUCAUGGACGAGAUGCGCAUGGCGAGGUGCGAGAUGGCCCCGCAGUUCUUCUACAAUUCGGAGACUGAGGUGGUGGUCCAGCUCCACAUGGACGACCCGCACAUGGCAGGACCACGGGACGCGCUGGAGGGCUUCCGCGACGAGAUGGGCCAGCACGUGACCUUCAGCGGCGGUGAUCUCCACGAGUACGGCACAACCUACGAGCACCUGAAGAGGCUGAGGACGCAGUUCGAGCACGGGACGGAGCUGAAGGCGAACCCGAAGUACCUGGAUUACGCGGUGGAGACCCUCGGCCUCGGGAGCGCGAACACGGCGCCCACGCCAGGAGUGCCAGCUCACAAGGCGCUCAUGGGGAGCACGUCUGCCCUAUCUUCCGUUCAGGCUGGCAUCUACCGAUCGUGCGUGGGGGCGCUAAUGUACUACGCCCAGGACAGGGCGGACUGCCAGUAUGAGGUGAGCUUGCUAGGACGGAUGCUGUCGGGCCCCACCGUCGGCGCCUUCACCGCACUCAAGAGGCUGGUCAGGUACCUGAUGUGCACGAGGGACGCGGUGACCUGGCUUCCGAAGCCGACGGAAGGUACGAACGUGGAGCUGGUGGGCUACGGUGACAGCGACUGGGCAGGCGACCUUCAGACGAGGAGGUCACAGUCGAGCGGCAAGAUCGAGAUUGACAACGUUCUCAUGCACUCCUUCAGCAGGCGCCAGGGGAUCGUGGCGACCAGCUCGGGAGUGGCAGAGUACUACGCGGCGACGGCAGUCGCCGAGGAUCUCCUUUACUUCAAGUCGCUUCUGGAGUUCAUGGGCUUCACGGUGGCGACUACUCUUCUGACGGACUCGUCGGCGGCCCGAGGGAUUGCCAAACGCGAGGGAGUUGGCAGGGUCAGGAGCCUGGAGGCACGCGUGCUCUGGCUCCAGCAGGCGAUCAAGAGGAAGCUGAUGGACCUUGGGACCGUCGGCACCGACGACAACAAGGCCGACCUGGGCACGAAGAUCCUCGGGUACGAGCGUUUCGUCAAGCUCAGGACGAUGAACGGCAUCUACACGGACAUGGGCCAGGUCGCGGAGAGCGACCACCAGUCGGAGGAGGUGGACUUCGACGUGGGGGCGGCGGCUCGGGUUCGGCGCGCCCCAGGCGUGGCCGCUUCACCGAGUGCGACCCGCUCAGCGGCCCUGGCGAUGAUCACGGCGGCGGUAGCGCUCCUUCAUGGGUGCGAAGGACCUGCCACCGAGUACGACGGCUACUACGACACGGAGGUUUGCUCCAAGGGCGGCGUGGUCGCGAGCGACUGGACGAACUACUGGCUGGUGCUGGUCGUCUGGACGCUGGUCGUGGCCACCGUCUCCGGCUACGCGGGGUUCCGCUACGCCAGCUGGGUGGAGCAGGAGUGGCUCCUCGUCCAGACCGAGCCCGAUGACGCGAAGGACAAGAAGAUCGACUCAGGCAUUGGCUGCAUGUCAUCCACGUCGACCAAGUCGACGGUGGAUCAGAGCAACCGCAUGAG